CUUUCCAGAGGCUGAUGUGACACAGCUUUUUCUCUCUGUGUGGAGCUCCAGCUGAAGGACCCAUCAGAGACCAGACCCUGCUGAACCUGAUCCUGAACCCAACUGUGUGUCCAUGAAGAGUCACCGGUCCAUGGAGACACCACUUCUUUAAAAAAAGACCUGUAAGGGAGAGGAGAAUAGAAAUGGAGGAGAGGCUGCUUGAACUGGAGGAGAGAGGAUUAAUGGAGAGACUUGAAUGGCAGAAGGAGAGAAUAACAAUGGAAAAGGAAAUUGAAAUGUUAAGAAGAAGAUUGAGGACCCAGCAGAGACCAGAGUCUCCUGAACCUGGACCUGAACCUGAACCUGAAUCUGGACCUGGACCUGAACCUGAACCUGGACCUGAACCUGGACCCAGCUGUGUGUCCUUUAAGAGUGACCAGUCAAAAGUGGAUGUGAUUAAUUUUAAACAGAGACAUCCAUCUGACAGAAAGACCCAGCAGAAACCAGAGUCUCCUGAACCUGAACCUGGACGUGGACCUGGACCUGGACCUGAACCCAGCUGUGUGUCCUUUAAGAGCGACCAGUCAAAAGAGUUUUUUAUUGAAUUUAAACAGAGACAUCCAUCUGACAGAAAGGUGGACCAGGAGAGCUCAGAGGUUCCCAGUGGUCAGUCUUACCAGCAGCAUCAAACACACCUGGACUCCAUAUUUAUGCUGCUGGAGGAAAACAUCGUCACUUUUGUGAAGAACGAGCUGAAGAAGAUCCAGAAGGUUCUGAGUCCAGAUUACCCAGAAUGCUCAGAGAGUAAGAGGGAGAGUGAGGAUGAAGAGCAGAGGAGCAGAGACGCAUUUCUGAAGAUCACACUGGACUUCCUGAGGAGAAUGAAGCAGGACGAGCUGGCUGACCGUCUGCAGAGCAGAAGUCGUUCUGGAGUUUGUAAGCGUAAACUUAAAUCUAACCAGCAGAAGAAGUUCCAGUGUGUGUUUGAGGGGAUUGCUAAAGCAGGAAACCAAAACCUUCUGAAUCAGAUGUUCACUGAGAUCUACAUCACAAAGGGAGGGACUGCAGAGGUCAAUGAUGAACAUGAGGUCAGACAGAUUGAAACAGCAUCCAGGAAACCAGACAGACCAGAAACAACAAUCAGACAAGAAGACAUCUUUAGAGCCCAACCUGGAAGAGAUGAACCAAUCAGAACUGUGAUGACAAAGGGAGUGGCUGGCAUCGGGAAAACAGUCUUAACACAGAAGUUCACUCUGGACUGGGCUGAAGACAAAGCCAACCAGGACAUCCAGUUCACAUUUCCAUUCACUUUCAGAGAGCUGAAUGUGCUGAAAGAGAGAAAGUACAGCUUGGUGGAACUUGUUGAUUACUUCUUUAGUGAAACCAAAGAAGCAGGAAUCUGCAGGUUUGAAGAGUUCCCGGUUGUGUUCAUCUUUGACGGUCUGGAUGAGUGUCGACUUCCUCUGGACUUCCUCAACACUAAAAUCCUGACUGAUGUUACAGAGUCCACCUCAGUGGGUGUGCUGCUGACAAACCUCAUCAGGGGGAAUCUGCUUCCCUCUGCUCACCUCUGGAUAACCACACGACCUGCAGCAGCCAAUCAGAUCCCUCCUGGGUGUGUUGACAUGGUGACAGAGGUCAGAGGGUUCACUGACCCACAGAAGGAGGAGUACUUCAGGAAGAGAUUCAGAGAUCAAGAGCAGGCCAACAGAAUAAUCUCCCACAUCAAGACAUCACGAAGCCUCCACAUCAUGUGCCACAUCCCAGUCUUCUGCUGGAUCACUGCUACAGUUCUGGAGGACGUGUUGAAGACCAGAGAGGGAGGAGAGUUGCCCAAGACCCUGACUGAGAUGUAUAUCCACUUCCUUGUGGUUCAGUCCAAAGUGAAGAACAUCAAGUAUGAUGGAGGAGCUGAGACAGAUCCACACUGGAGUGGAGACACCAGGAAGAUGAUCGAGUCUCUGGGAAAACUGGCUUUUGAGCAGCUGCAGAAAGGCAACCUGAUCUUCUAUGAAUCAGAUCUGAGAGAGUGUACCAUCGAUAUCAGAGCAGCCUCAGUGUACUCAGGAGUGUUCACACAGAUCUUUAAAGAGGAGAGAGGACUGUACCAGGACAAGGUGUUCUGCUUCGUCCAUCUGAGUGUUCAGGAGUUUCUGGCUGCUCUUCAUGUCCAUCUGACAUUCACCAACUCUGGAGUCAACCUGCUGUCAGGAGAACAAACAACAUCAAUACAGUUCUACCAGAGUGCUGUGGACAAGGCCUUACAGAGUCCAAAUGGACACCUGGACUUGUUUCUCCGCUUCCUCCUGGGUCUUUCACUGCAGACCAAUCAGAAUCUCCUACGAGGUCUGCUGACACAGGCAGGAAGUAGCUCAGAGACCAAUCAGGAAACAGUGGAGUACAUCAAGAAGAAGAUCAGUGGGAAUCUGUCUGCAGAGAGAAGCAUCAAUCUGUUCCACUGUCUGAAUGAACUGAAUGAUCGUUCUCUAGUGGAGCAGAUCCAACAGGCCAUGAGAUCAGGAAGUCUCUCCACAGAUAAACUGUCUCCUGCUCAGUGGUCAGCUCUGGGCUUCAUCUUAUUGUCAUCAGAAGAAGAUCUGGACGUGUUUGACCUGAAGAAAUACUCUGCUACAGAGGAGGCUCUUCUGAGGCUGCUGCCAUUGAUCAAAGCCUCCAAAAAAGCUCUACUGAGUGGCUGUAACCUGUCAGAGAGAAGCUGUGAAGCUCUGUCCUCAGUUCUCAGCUCCCAGUCCUCUAGUCUGAGAGAGCUGAACCUGAGUAACAACAACCUGCAGGAUUCAGGAGGGAAGCUGAUCUCUGUUGGACUGAAGAGUCCACACUGCACACUGGAGACUCUCAGAAUGAGUGGCUGUAACCUGUCAGAGAGAAGCUGUGAAGCUCUGUCCUCAGUUCUCAGCUCCCAGUCCUCUAGUCUGAGAGAGCUGGAUCUGAGUAACAACGACCUACAUGAUUCAGGAGGGAAGCUGAUCUCUGUUGGACUGAAGAGUCCACACUGCACACUGGAGACUCUCAGGGUGGAGCCUGCUGGAGUCAGAUGGUUGACACCAGGUCUGAGGAAGUAUUCCUGUGAACUCACACUGGACACAAACACAGUGAACAGAAACCUCAAACUGUCUGACAACAACAGGAAGGUGACAUUAGUGAAGGAGGAUCAGCCAUAUCCUGAUCAUCCAGAGAGGUUUGACUACUGGUAUCCUCAGCUGCUGUGUAGAGAUGAUCUGACUGGUCGCUGUUACUGGGAGGUUGAGACGAGAGGAGGGGUUGAUAUAUCAGUGAGUUACAGAGGAAUCAGGAGGAGAGGAGACAGUGGUGACUGUGUGUUUGGAUAUAAUGAUCAGUCCUGGAGUCUGUUCUGCUCUGAUGGUCGUUACUCUGUCUGUCACAAUAAGAGGGUAACACCCAUCUCCUCCUCCUCUGUCUCUGGUAGAGUAGCAGUGUAUGUGGACUGUCCUGCUGGCUCUCUGUCCUUCUACUCAGUCUCCUCUGACUCACUGAUCCACCUCCACACCUUCAACACCACAUUCACUCAGACUCUCUAUCCUGGGUUCUUGUUCAGGUCUCCUGGUUCCUCAGUGUCUCUGAGUUCUCUGUAGGACGGAGAGUCUCCUCCUGUUUCUCACUGCUGAUCAGUUGAGUCUGUACAGGAUCACACUUACAUUGUAAAUUAAGUGUGACUGUGGUUGUAAAAAUUGUAUAUUUUGAUGUUUUGUAUUUCACUGGCGUGGAAUUGUAAUUAUUUUCCUGACCUGCCGAGGGACUACGGGAGGAAAAUAUCACUUGUGCUACAACCCGGUACAAUGCAUCUCUCCUUGUUUUUAUACAAGGUUAUGUUAACUUGAGCAUUGUCCCUGUUUAAAUAAAUAACUUCUAAAUUCUCCAGAAAUCUUUCAGGUUAUUGUUAUGAACUAAUGAAUGAACUGAACUUUUACUGCAGUAACAUGUCAUCAAUGGGACAGAACAGCUGUUUGAUUGGGUCUGUUGGAGGUUUGAUUCACUCCCACAUUAAUAUGUUGGUGGAGAAGGUCUGUCUGUCUGUCUGUCUGUCUGUCUGUCUGUCUGUCUGUCUGUCUGCCUGCCUGUCUGCCUGCCUGU
This is a messenger RNA of Sander lucioperca (pikeperch), 4092 nucleotides long. RefSeq names its product NACHT, LRR and PYD domains-containing protein 3-like. The record is from RefSeq and is a predicted model, not a curated record. Gene Ontology annotation, molecular function: protein binding. The transcript is spliced from 11 exons. Bases 183 to 3593 code for a protein of 1136 amino acids. NCBI's taxonomy places the organism in Eukaryota, Metazoa, Chordata, Actinopteri, Perciformes, Percidae.